UUUAGACUUUCCUCUGCUACUUACCAAAGAAGACAAUAAAAAUUGCAAAUAUAUAGACUUUCUCACACUUUGUCAACUUAGAAAAUUUCUUGGAAAUCAAUCUAUAAUAGGCGUAUUAACUUUUUGUUCUAUCAUUGAUUAAUAAUUUGUGGGGUAUCUAAUUAUUAUUAUUAUUGAAAGUGAUUUUCUGAUAAAAAUGUAGCUCCUAUCUCUGUUAUCUUUCUCAACACGGAAAUGAGGGUUUACUGUAGGAAAAUUUUCCUUUUUAUAUUGGCUAAUUUAUGUGUUUCUUCUAUGUUAAGUACUUAAUUAAUUUGGUAGCUAUAAUUUUUCUCUCUCUAUAUAUAGAACUGCAAUUCUUGUUAAAUGUUGCUCACUUUCUGCAAAUUAGUGUUGUUUGAGGUAAGCAUGCUUUCUGUCUUCUCUAUGAGAACAUGGUUUCUUUCUUAUCAUUGGGUGAAAUGUUUUAAAGGUUAUAUAUAGUUGAGAAAAUUGCUUCUUGCUCUUUUGGUAUUUGGAUUUUGAACUUGUUAGAAACUUAGAGCUUGUUCCUUUCUUAUUUUGAGUUAUUCAAGAUGAAAUAGUAAUUCUAAAAUUAGUAAUUGUGUGAAGCACUUAAUUGGAGCAGUUUGUAGUUGCUGAUAUUCGAUUGACCUGUUUCAAGUUUGUUGUGUUAUAUUGAAUUCGAUUCGAUGAUCGUUCUUGGUCUGCCUUUCACUCUCCGUUUUUUUUCUUGGGGUGAUCUUAGGUGAGUCUUAGACAUAAAAUUUCGUAGAUUACUAGUAUAUAGACACAGAAUAAAGGUAUUGAGCUCCAAGAAGUAUUUUGUCUAUUCUUGUUUGCACUCUGGGUAAAGAUUAUUGUAGUUGUUUAAAGAAGCAGAAAAAUUGAGUUAAUGAGAUGAACUUAUGGUGCCAUGAAAAUGAACUCUAUUCCACAAAUUGCAGAUUCCUAUUUUGCAAGGUCGUCAAUGAAUCUCAAACUCCCAUGUACAAGAAGAGCUGUGUAUAAGGGGUUUUGGCAUUUCCAUGAAUUGAUAUGAACUUGUCUUCCUAACAAAUUGCAGUUGCUUUUUUUUUUGUUUCAUUUUCUGUCAAAUUGUUGCAAGUAAUCCGAAUUAGAAGAACUUGCAAUGACUUGAAUCAUGUAUCGAUUUUCAAAUGUUUUAGGCUUGAUAUUCCAAUCCACGGUAUAUGGAUAUGGAGUUGCCAAAAUGAUUAAUUGAUGGUUUCAGUGGCUUCUAACCGAAUAAUGAAACUGUAAGUGAUUAAUUGAACUGAGGAUUGGUGUGGCUAUGCUUUUGAUAUGGAAAACACAAUGAUUUUAGUGUGAGUUUGCAUGAACUGCACCUAAGCCCGAUGUUGUAUUACUCUCUGUAAUAAUUUGUAUAUCAUGGCGUUUCUGUAACUGUACUUUUCUUGUUUCACUCCUAAUGUUAUUUAUAGGUAAUCCCUUGUUAUCUUCUUUUUGUAUUUUAGUUACAUUUGUCAGUAUGUGAUGGUUCUAUCAACUGUAUGUUUUGGCAGCGCCAUGUUAAUGGCUUUAUUUGUGCAAUAUCAUAACUCAAUCUUUCUUCCAUCUGAGAAAUUUUGGCUUGAGUGUGAGUCUGAUUGCAAGUGACAUGAGCAAGUUAUUUUGAAUCAUAUCCUUCUGAUAUAGCUUUCCUCUUAGUUCUUCUACAGUUGAUGCCGUUGAUUAAUUUGUACACUCUAGAUGACGUUUAUAUCCUUAUAUGUAUCAACUGGUGACGAAAUGGUCUAUUGUUCCACUUGUUGGGUAGUAGACCAAUAUGUGUUAUUUUCACCCUUUUCAAAAGUUAUGUUAUGAUGAAUUUCACACUAAAUUAGUUUCCUCUGGAAUAUACAGGGGCUGAUUGUUGCAGGCUUGUAGAAAAUUGUCAACUACGUUGAGUCAGUUGACAACAGCCGAAUUGAUUUUGAGAAUUAGUUACCAAGAACCAAUUGGUGACUUAAAGCAUUUGAAAGCAAGAACACAGAUUAUGGGGGGCAAGCAAUCCACAAGCUCGCAAAGGCACCAAUCUUCACCUUAUGAUUGUGCAUCAUCCUCAUCAUGGGGUUCUAAGGAGAAUAAUCGUGACUCAGUCAUGCAAAUGCCAUCUGACAUGAGAAACAGAGUACAAGGAAGAUAUUCUCACAUUGCCGAUAACUACCAAUCACUUGGGCAGGUGACAGAGGCACUAGCCCAUGCUGGUCUUGAGUCUUCCAAUCUGAUUGUAGGCAUCGAUUUUACAAAAAGUAAUGAAUGGACCGGUGCAAGAUCAUUCAAUCGCCGUAGCUUGCAUCACAUUGGAAACACUCCCAAUCCUUAUGAACAAGCAAUUUCCAUAAUUGGACGAACCUUAUCUGCUUUUGAUGAAGAUAACCUGAUCCCUUGUUUUGGGUUUGGAGAUGCAACAACCCAUGACCAGGAUGUGUUCAGUUUCUAUCCAGAUGAGAGGAUGUGCAAUGGAUUCGAGGAAGCUCUGGGACGUUAUAGAGAGAUAGUUCCAAAUCUUCGAUUAGCUGGGCCAACAUCCUUUGCACCAAUAAUUGAAUCAGCUGUGAAUAUUGUCGAGAAGAGUGGUGGACAGUACCAUGUUCUUUUGAUAAUUGCUGAUGGACAGGUAACUAGAAGUGUUGAAACUGAGCAGGGGAAUCUUAGUCCCCAAGAGGAGGACACUGUUAAUGCUAUUGUGGAAGCCAGUGAAUUUCCCCUGUCAAUUAUCUUGGUGGGUGUUGGUGAUGGGCCAUGGGACAUGAUGCGUCAAUUUGACGACAAUAUCCCUGCUCGUAAUUUCGAUAAUUUCCAGUUUGUGAAUUUUACUGAAAUAAUGUCAAAGAACAUCCCUCCUGCAAGGAAGGAGGCAGAAUUUGCGUUAGCAGCCCUAAUGGAAAUACCAUCACAGUACCAGGCCACUUUGGAGCAUGGGAUAUUGGGUCGUCCAAAAGGGAAGUCUUAUGGCAGGGUUCCUCUCCCACCACCAAGUGUGUCACGUAAUUCAGCUUAUUUGGGGUCAAAUUAUUCACGCCCAAGCAGCUUUGAUCAAAGUGGUGGUGGUUAUCAGAGCUCUGCCCCACCAUCUCAACAAUGGAAUAGUCAGGUAAGAAUUACCAUGGGCUACUUAGAAAAUUUUGAGCUUUACAAAUUACUCUGGAAUUUAAAGUUCACGGCUUUACUAAUUUGACCUGCUUAUCUUUAUUUUCUCAGAAGUUUACAAAUGUAUGAUUUUGCGCUUAGGCUUGAAACUUAGGUCCCGUUGUUUUGAUUUAGAGUUUGCAUUAGGAGUGGUUUACAGGAUUUAAAGGUUUGUUGGAUUCUGUUUGUCCCCAGGAUAAAUGGCUCUGCGAUCAUGGAUUUAGUGUCACCACUCUUGUAUUCAUCUAGCUAAAAAAAAAAGGGUAAUUUUAAAAGAAACCAUUAAGAUCCAAAUCUUAAAUCUUAACUGCAGUUAGAACCAGGUUUAUAUAUUUCAAGCUACACAGUGGAAUAAUAUGUUUUGCGUUACUUAUGGUUUCCAUAUCUCCUCCUCGUGGAAUUCAAUUUGUCCUUUUGUAGGUUUUGAUGAUUUCGUCUCCCUCUUGUGAAUAAACAUGUGAGUAGUUAAUUUAUACCGAUGAAAAAUUCUUUAUUCUAGUGAAAAUGCUUUUUUGUGAAUAGAUGUGUCCGAUGUGUAUCUCUAACACCAAAAAUCUAGCAUUUGGUUGUGGCCAUCAGGUAAAUGAUAAAUCCCAAUUCCAUCUCUCUCUCUC
This is a messenger RNA of Amborella trichopoda, 3749 nucleotides long. The record is from RefSeq and is a predicted model, not a curated record. NCBI's taxonomy places the organism in Eukaryota, Viridiplantae, Streptophyta, Magnoliopsida, Amborellales, Amborellaceae.